Serpula lacrymans var. lacrymans S7.9 is the source of this 1819-nucleotide messenger RNA. RefSeq names its product glycoside hydrolase family 16 protein. The coding region runs from base 1 to 1140 and encodes 379 amino acids. The transcript has 9 exons. Gene Ontology annotation, biological process: glucan catabolic process. Lineage: Eukaryota; Fungi; Basidiomycota; Agaricomycetes; Boletales; Serpulaceae. The record is from RefSeq and is a predicted model, not a curated record. Gene Ontology annotation, molecular function: hydrolase activity, hydrolyzing O-glycosyl compounds.
AUGACUCGGUUCGCGUUAUUCGCUGUGUGUGCUCUGCAGCUAUCCAUCGUGGCGGGCUAUCAAGUUGUCCGUGACUACUCGGGCCAAAAUUUCUUUACUGGUUGGGAUUUUUAUGGCAAUUAUGACAACCUUACACUAGGGAAUGCCGUGUACCUUAAUCAGUCGGAGGCCACAAAACAAAACCUUGCUUACAUCAACAGCGAGGGGCGUGCCAUCAUCAAAGUGGACAAUACGACUGAUGUGGCUAUGGGACAAAAUCGAAGCUCGAUUCGCAUGACCUCACAGGAUGCGUACCCUAUUGGCAGCCUAUGGAUCAUCGAUCUGUAUCACAUCCCAUACGGUUGUUCUGUGUGGCCUGCCUUCUGGACUUUUGGUCCCAAUUGGCCUAAUGACGGUGAAAUUGAUAUAAUUGAAGCAAUCAAUAUCAUGGGCAACAAUCAGAUGGUACUACACACCACCCCUGGCUGUACCCAUUCUUCGACCUACAAUCAGCUUGGAGCAAAUAUUGGGUCCGAUUGUUCCACUCCCUCAGGCUGCGUAGUGGCCGAAACGCAGCCCAACAGUUAUAAUAGCGGAUUUGCAGCAGCAGGUGGAGGUGUGUGGGCGACACAGUUCGAUGUUACUGGUGUCUUUAUAUGGUUUUGGAGCCGCCCUAAUGUCCCAGAAUCUAUUACCCAAGCAAAUUCCACAUCAUCCAUCGAUAUCACAUCAUGGGGAACACCUUCGGCCAGCUACUUUGCCAACACCUGUAAUAUUACUGAGUUCUUCAGUCCACAAAAUCUUGUGUUCGAUAUCACGCUUUGCGGUGACUGGGCCGGCACUGGUUAUGCAUAUAAUGCUACAUGUGGGAGUUCAGGCCCAACAGGACUAUGCUACAACGACUGUGUCGUUGGACCAGGAAGCCCGCGGUACGAUGAGGCAUACUUCGACAUUUCUUAUGUCCGAGCGUACACUACGGAACAGCCUGCGCCUACGACUACGACGACAAGCACUUCAAUACCUACAUCAACUACCUCGACAACCAAUAGACAAACUAGCUCGUCUGGGGCUAUAUCGACACGAAACGAUAGUUCACGUGGACUGAUUUUGCUAGCUACGGUCGCUGUGGGCAUCAUUCUUGGUGCUCGAUUCGCACUGUAGGGAUGUGGUGGUGAUGUUUUAUUUUAUUUUAUUUUCUGGGACUUUUGAUAUUUUACGCGGUCGGACUAUUCAUUAAACAAAAAUUGCACGAUAGUUAUGUAGAAAUUAUCUAUAGUAGUGGUAUAAGGAAUGACUUUUACGCAUAUUGAGUACAGAUCUAUGGUGGCUGACGAGACGAUUAAGGCGCUCGAGGACAAGAAUCUGCCCAACAAGGAGAACCCAUCGAUAAACUAACGCCAGCAAAACAAGUGUAGGCGUGAGCUGGCUUGCUGAUAAGAAUUGAACCAGGCGCGCGCUCAAUAGGGCAUAACUAUGGAACUUCGCCGACGCAUUCGGAUCUGUCACAGGUACAUACACACUACGACACCACGUAGCGUUUGUUUCAAGGAAGACUUUUUGGUAAGCCUAGUCUCCGAGACUCAACCUCAUGGCGCGUAUGAUACGCGGUGAGGUUGGUCGAAAUGAAGAGUCGUAUGAUGCUACCAUUGGCAAAGAGCGAUUGGCAAGAUAGUGAGACGAAUUUGCGGAAGGUAGUUUGACCAUGAUAAGUCAUGUAGAACAGGGGGACGCCCAUUUGUUACUGCAUCCAGAAGACCUGUCAAAGAAUAUGAAUGAACCAGGCACGUGAGUCUAGCGGUGAUUCCGAGCCUGAGUCUUCAAUUCGUCCUUCCCUGUCCCU